GCCUAUAUACAAGGAGGACGAUCGCCGUGUUAUAAAUGUGGGUACAAUGUUCACAAUGACAGAAUGAUUUCUAUUGCCACUAGAGAGCGCGUCUAGUCGCUUAGUCUGGUUUUUAAAAACAGUAAUUAAAACAAAAACAUCAAAGAGACCUAUUAAUUUCAUUUGUUUAUUUAUAAAAUCACACGUACUUAAAUCUAAAGUUAAGAACAUCACCGUCGCCCUCGUAGAUAUUAUUGUACUCAAUAUUCAGUCAUUUCCAACAACACAAAUUCGACGCAAACGCCUAUCUCGAUCGUCCUCCUUGUAUAUAGUUCCAUUGGCCGUAUUAUGCAAAAGCUCGUAUGUACGAGCGAAUUUAUAUGAAACGAUACUUGUGCAAGCUCUCCUGUAGCACACGUGAACGAUAUACAACCCAAAGCAUGCUGUAACAAAAGGGUUAAGUUACAUAUGUUUUGAAAGAUAGAUGAUGAACAGCCUUAAGAAAAUGCGCGGCGGUACACUUCGAAUUGUUAACUUUUUGUUUUUACAAAAACGUUAUUAUUCCGAACAAGUGAGGGUGAGAUUUGCACCGAGUCCUACUGGUUAUUUACAUUUGGGAGGUUUACGUACUGCACUGUAUAAUUAUUUAUUUGCUCGUGCUAAAAAUGGUACAUUUAUUCUACGAAUUGAGGAUACUGAUCAAUCUAGAACAAUACCUGGUGCGAUGGAAAAAUUACAAGAUGAUUUGAUAUGGGUUGGAAUUAUAUCAGAUGAAGAUCCUAUGAGAGGAGGCCCCUACGGGCCUUACCUUCAAUCUAAACGUCUUGAAAUAUACAAAGAAAAUAUACAAAAACUUCUUCACAAUAAGACCGCUUACUAUUGUUUUUGUUCAGAGAAUAGAUUGAAUUUGUUAAAACGAGAAGCUAUUAAAAAUGGUCAUGUGCCUAAAUAUGAUAAUAAAUGUAGACAUUCUACUGAAGAAGAGGUCAACGAGAAAUUGAGAAAUGGCGUACCAUAUUGUAUUAGAUUUAGGCUGUCCCCAGAUAUAGAAGCAUUCGAUGAUCUGAUUUAUGGUCAUGUAGCUCACGAUAUUUCAAAGAUCGAAGGUGAUCCUAUAAUUAUGAAAUCUGAUGGUUUUCCUACUUAUCAUUUUGCAAACGUCGUUGAUGAUCAUUACAUGAAAAUUUCUCACGUUUUGAGAGGUGUUGAGUGGCAAAUAUCAACACCUAAACAUUUAAUGCUUUAUAAGGCAUUUGGUUGGGUACCACCUGUUUACGGUCAUUUACCUUUAAUACUAAAUAGUGAUGGUUCAAAGUUAUCCAAACGACAAGAUGGAAUAAGAGUUGAUUCGUUCCGGAAUUCAAAUAUUUUUCCAUUGGCGUUAUUAAAUUAUGUUACUCAUGCCGGCGGUGGUUUUGCGAGAAAUCCAGAUACUCCGGAAAUAUACACUUAUGAACAUUUGAUUAAAAAAUUCGAUAUUAAAAGGAUAAAUUCAAAUUCAACAAAGUUAGCAUCCGAGAUAUUGUUAGAAUUUAAUAGAUUGGAAAUAUCACGAUUGUUGAGCAGUCCAAACAAUCAUAAAUUUUUAAUAGAAAGAGUAAGGAGAAUAGUAAAGGAAGCGUUUCCAAAUUGCGAAAAUAAGACAUUCAAAUUAGAUGGAGAUCACAUUAUUUCAACAUUGAAUUGGGCGCAAAAUAGGAUUAGCAAGUUAAGCGAUCUUGUAACAACUGAUUUAGCAUUUAUAUGGGUCAUGCCAACUUCUCUUCCCGAUAUUACUUCACCUGAAUGCAUAGAUGCUAUUAAAAAUUUAAAUAAGAAGUUGACGGAGACUGAUGAGAAUGAUUUAUUGAUGGAUGUAUUGAAACCAUAUUUAAAAGAACUUGCUAAAAAGAACGGUAUCCCGUUUCCUAGCUUGAUGAAAACUUUGCGUAAAAUUCUAAGUGGUUUAGAGAGCGGACCAAGUGUAAUAGAAAUGAUUGAAAUUUUGGGAAAGAAUGAGACUCAACUACGUUUAAAACGUUGCCUUCAAUGAAAAGAAAAUACGAUAAUGUAUUGGAUGGACGGAAACUAUACAUUGUUUAAAGGCUUGUCCUAUAAUUAUUAAAACACAUUCUAUUAAUAGAAGAUAUACUAAACAACUUUGAUGAUUCUUUUAACCAUUCAAGUACCACAUAGCGUGAUUGCAUUUCUUCUAUUUGGUGUCCAAAAAUGUCAGCGCAUCAGAUAGUGAUAGUUAAAAGUAGUUGGAUGUUUGGUGUACUUUCUUGUAGUAUAACAUAAUGCUACCACACUGCUCAGCAUUUUUUAACCGAAUUUUUGUAAGAGCUCGUGGCAUUUUACCAGUUGAUAUAAAUAUCACUUUUAAGAUAAACCAUUGGUAUAAGCAAAAAAUACAGAAGUACAUAGAAGCUCA
Messenger RNA from Polistes canadensis, 2392 nucleotides. It is a transcript of the gene GluRS-m, whose product is annotated as probable glutamate--tRNA ligase, mitochondrial. Gene Ontology annotation, biological process: glutamyl-tRNA aminoacylation. The record is from RefSeq and is a predicted model, not a curated record. Bases 464 to 2011 code for a protein of 515 amino acids. The transcript has 9 exons. Gene Ontology annotation, molecular function: tRNA binding; zinc ion binding; glutamate-tRNA ligase activity. NCBI's taxonomy places the organism in Eukaryota, Metazoa, Arthropoda, Insecta, Hymenoptera, Vespidae.